UUCCAUACAAGCAUCUGAAGAUUCUGUGGCCCCAACUGCAUCAGGCUCUGACAGAUCACACAUCUGUCUACUGGCUUCCUCACAACAUUUAGACAAGGCACUGAGGUGGUGAAAGGGGCAUUUCUAGCUCUGUGCGGCUUGUUGGGCUUAAAAGGGCGGGUGGACAGUGCCUAGCAGGUGAGCAGGCAUCAUGACUACCAUGGACGAAGAAGACCUGAGCGAAUAUUUCCGCAUGCAAUAUGGACAGAAAUUGCUGAAACUGUUGAUGAAAUUCCCCGUAUCAGAGGAGCAGUCCCCAUCUCCCUCGAUUCGGCUCCUCGAGAAGAAAAAAGAAGCCAAAUUGGUGCACCAGGCAAUGGAAGCUCAAAAAGAGGCAUUCAAGACAAGAAUGGAAGCCCUGAACAACCGAUGGGAGGAGCUUGGUGCAAAGGAAAUCCAAUUGAAAGCAUAUAUUCGGAAAUUUGAGCAAUUCAUACAGGAGAAUGACCAGAAACGGAUCAGAGCCCUGAAGAAAGCCAACAAGGAGCGGGAAUUGAAGAAGCAGAGGGUGAAGGAGCUGGCCAAGGCCAAGCUGGAGAUAGCAGCUCUGAAGCAGCAACAUCAGAAGCUCUACAACAAGCUACAGCAAUACUCCAUCUUUAACAAGUACCUGGAAAAAGUGGUGGAGGUCUCAGAAUUUGAGGAGAUCCGGGAAGUCAUCGGCCGCUACAAGACAUUAGUAGGAAUGCACUGGGAUCUCGUGCAGUCAGCACAGGAGGGGAUGGAGAUGAUUGAGCAAGCCAAGGUUCGCCUAGCCCGCUACAAGGAAGAAAAAGACGAUGAGAUCCUGCAGCAUAACAAUGAGCUUGCACGUCUGCAGAUGCGUUUCGACCAUGCUCGCAGUGAUGUCAUUGUCUGGGAAUCCCGUUGGGCCCAUAUCCAAAAUACUGCUGCCAAGAAAACCUUAAUGCUGGGCACCAUCAAGAUGGCCACCCUGAACCUAUUCCAGAGUGUAAGCAAGCAGAUGAAGGAGGCUUCACUGGUGCCUCUGGAAGACACCCACAAGCAGCUAGAUAUGAUCCAGCAGUUUAUUCAGGACCUGUCAGACAUCUGGACAGAAGUGAAGAAGAAAGAGGCUCAAAACAGAUCGCAAACAACAGUGCCCAAGGAGACCUAGAAGAAAUGGCCUGAUGCCUCUCACCACUCCUCUCUUAGCUCAUCUCCUCUUUUGGAAAAACCAGUGUCUUACUAUUGCACAGAAAUUCUCACCCUCUCCCGUCCUUUCCUUUCCCUUCUUUGGAAAACAACAGAAAGUCUAUAGAGAAUAAAGAGUAUAUUUUUUUGGUAAUGCA
This is a messenger RNA of Hemicordylus capensis (graceful crag lizard), 1331 nucleotides long. It is a transcript of the gene CCDC42, whose product is annotated as coiled-coil domain containing 42. Gene Ontology annotation, biological process: spermatid development. Bases 191 to 1156 code for a protein of 321 amino acids. The record is from RefSeq and is a predicted model, not a curated record. NCBI's taxonomy places the organism in Eukaryota, Metazoa, Chordata, Lepidosauria, Squamata, Cordylidae. The transcript is spliced from 7 exons.